This is a messenger RNA of Klebsormidium nitens, 4480 nucleotides long. NCBI's taxonomy places the organism in Eukaryota, Viridiplantae, Streptophyta, Klebsormidiophyceae, Klebsormidiales, Klebsormidiaceae. The record is from the annotation of a GenBank genome assembly.
CUACACUCGAUUUGGCUACACUUGUGCUUGCUUCUUGGACUUGAAUCCGAGGUCCAUGGCUUAACGCGCUACGGCAUUAUAAAAGAAACAUACAUACAUUAGAUAAUACUGUGUCAGCUGUCUGCCAUCACAAUGCAGAUGGUGCAAACGAGUGAGAACGCCAGAAGAAAAGUCGGGUUACGCUUUCAGGGAGCUGGUGCCGCCGUCGAAAGCUCCAAAGGAUAUUUCUUGACAGAGGAUCACUCGUCCAAUACUUCAAGUCGCGUAAGCUUCAAGACGGCCAAAUCAGCCGCUAUCGAAGAGCGUUGAUUCUGAUGAGACAUCUGGGAAAAUAGCAUGACAAUCCAUUAGACAAUGGACGUCCUGACCUGCUGUUGCUGUGGCAGCUUCACCACGAGCGACCAAGUGCAGCUUGUUCUAGCAAGUGAGAGUCACAUUGGUUUAUGGGGGCAGCGCCAGCAGUCUGCACGACCAGUCCUCGUCCACCGGCAACGCGCGCACUGCACUGCCGCUGUCGUCACCCCCUUCAGAGUGCCAGGCUGGUUGCAGGAUGGACGAGAUGGACUAGCGGCCAUCUCUGCAUCAUCAUCAGAUCUACAGCUACUCUGCUGGAACAACCAGAAACAGGGCCUCCAGGAGCUGUGCCAUAUCCCAAACGCCCUCCCAAACAUCCAAUCGACGCACGACAGAAUCCAAACAAGCCAGGCGAUUGCCUUAGGGUCCUCUCUCUGCUGUGUCAUCAGCGGAGGCGAUGGGAGGCUGACUGUGGCGAUGGUCAAGAAGAACGAAAAAGGGCCGAUCCGCUUUUGCGGCACCUUUCACGAAGUUCCACCCACACACGACGGCCGUUCCGGCGGCCUGCUCGGCAGCUCGACGCAAAUCCUCAGCCUCUCGUUCCUGACUGAUUGGAACGGCUGUCCUGAGGUCGACCUCCACGGGCGGCCUUUGCUGGCUCAGCUCGUUCGAGAAAUAGCUCUGGAUGGUUCCGUCACCAGCUUCUUCCUCUCCGCCCUCGACGUGGCCUCCGGGGAGCUCCACCGAUGCUGGCAAUUGAGAGACCUCGAACCUUCGACCCGUGUCUUGCUGACGUCCGCCUCCUUGAGCGCCCCGUCGCCCGAGAAGAGAGCCGAGAUCCUGCUCUUAUCCAGCUCCGGCGGCAUAGCUUAUGACCGCAACGGCUGCUUUUGCAAGCGCAUACGUUACGAGACGGAGCGCUCGUUUAUUACAGCGGCCCAAUUGAGCGAGAACCUUCUGAUUGUCGGGGACGCUGCUGGGGCCCUGCAGGCGGUGGACCUUUCCAUGUCGGAUUCCGCCCGUCCGUUGCGCUUCGAGCCGGAACCGGCUUUCCAGCUGCAUUCAGGAUUGCGGGCUCUGCUCCCGUUUGCACAAGAACCUGACGCGUCCACUUUUGUCUCCGUACGGGAAAACGGUCAGACGUCUUUGAUACGCUAUCCUGGCGGAGAUAGCGCAUGCUCCAUCCGGCACGUGCCCUCCACUGAGCUACCCGGCCUUGCCCCCGUGCACGACUUCACGGCCGUCCACGUGUCACCUCAAGAAGCGGAGCUUGUAUUGGCUCACGGGUCCGCGAGGCACGGCUGCCUGACACGUGUCCAGGAAGCGGCGGAGCUGAUGAUCAGGGAGGCGCUAACUAUCGAGCAUCAGGGCCUCGGACUCCCCGCCCUCCUACCGUUCUCCCUCCCCUCAGACCGCCCCGCCGUCGUCCUCAGCUAUGAAAACUCCAGCCGCGUCCUCCAUCUUUGCGAUGACGCCACGUGGCGCCCUCUCACCGCCUCGGCAUUCGACGAAACCCUGCGCACGCUCGCGGUCGGGGCAGUCGGGGUCGGCCGCGCCUUCGUCCAAGUGACGUCAGCGGGCUUGCGGCUGGUUGCUUCUUCCCCGCCGUACGAUCUGCUUCAAGAAUUAGACUGUUUAAAAGCUGCGACUGGCAAGGCGACACGUGGACAAAAGCUGUUCUUGGCGGACGUCCGAAACACGAGGGUCGUGGUCGCCGGAACGGACGAGCUUCGGACGUUUGAAGUCGACGCGAGCGGCGGUCUGCUGCGGGAGGGUGCGUCACGGAAGAACGAGCAACAGAUUUCUGCCGUUGGGCUGUCGGUUUGGAGCGGCGGUAUGGGUCAACGGAGAGCAAGUCACGGAGAAGCGAGUACGAGCGGAGCAGCGUUGAGAAGCGGGCCUGAUGCGGCGAAAAAAAGGGGCGGAAAGACCAGGAGAGCGGAACCGAGCGGAAUGCAAGGGAGCGGACGGCAAGAGAACGACAGGCCGCAACAAUCCGAGUAUGUAGUGGUUGGUUUCUGGACGAGCCAUGUUGUAGAAGUCCUACGCUGGUCAGAUCUCGAGAUGGUGACACGUGUCCAGCUGGGCGGAUCGGAUCUGCCACGGAGCGUGAAGCUGGUUGCGUCGGAGGGUGUGAACGCGCUCUUUAUCGGAACCGGGGAGGGCAGUUUGCUCUGCUAUGAGGGAAGGAGCGAGGGUAUGGAGGAUAUUCACACCGGGCCGGGAUGGCAUGUAAGAGUUGGUUCGGGCCCUGUUUCUCUGUCGAUGGUCUCCGGUCAGUGGAGAGAAGAGUCUGCGGACAGUGGUGGUUUCGAACAGGCUCGUUCCAGUCAGCAUAUGACAAAGAAGAUAGAGCACGGAAGCGAAAGUAGCGAGAAGGGAAAGCGAACGGAAUAUGAAGCGGAAAGCGGACACGGCGUUGGUGUGGUUGGGAUUUUUGCGCAAAGCUACGGCGGAGUCUUUUUGGGAUUUGACAACCCGUCAUCGAGCGAGACAGAGUUGGCAACAGCAAGGGUCAUCGGCGCAGAGGGACUGCACCACGUGGCGGCUUGGGGGGACGCCACGUGGCUGGUCGUCGGAGAAGACGGGCAGAUACGGACGGCUUCCUUAGACAGGAAAGUAAAAGUCCGGCGGCAGAGCUUUCCCCUGGGAGUCACUCCGCGAAUGGUCGCCUGCCACGUGUCCCGCGGCUGCCUGGCUGCGGUCUGCGCCCGCGACCGGGGCGCGGACAGCCUGCGCGUGCUGCACGCGCGCACGCUCGCCUCGCUCGCUGACGUCAGCCUCCGGAAGGGCCACGUGCCCACGUGUCUGCACAGCGUCUCUCUUCCUCUGCAAAAGGUGGAUCGUCCGGAUUUCGACUCGUACGGAGCACCGGAAGACGAACUAGUAACGGGAGAGUUUCUCGUCCUGGCUUCGACGGUGACUGGCGGGGAGCACGCGGUGUCAGUGCUGUCCGUUUUCGACGUCGAGGAGAGCCCAGCCGGGGACGAUCGGGUGGCGUUUCGACUGUUCCUGCUCGGGUCGUACGCAACCGGUGCCGUCGUCUGCUCGAUGGCUUCCGUUCUGGUCCCUCCAGCGGAAGCAAGCGGAACGAUUGAUGAGGCAUCAGAGGGGCCGGUGUCUGCGCGGAUUGCGGAGAGCGCGUCAUUGCUCGCGGUCGGCACGCACGAGGGUUUGCAGGUUUUGUCGCUGACGGUCGACCGAGCGGGCGCGGCCGCGGUCGCGGACUUGGAAGAGCGAGCCGUGCUUGCAGCCCUAGCCGAGAGCAAUGGCAAAGGUGUCAAUGUUCCGGCUGGCGACAUGCCCGCAGAUCCUGACACCAAUUCCGCAAGGGACCCUGAUGGAAACACGGAAGCGGACGAAAGUGUGUCAAUAGACGAACCGAAGUCACAUCAGGUCGGGCUUCUCCAAGUGAAAGUUGCGGCGGAAAUCAAGCUUCCCGCGGGAGUCACUGGCUUGCAGUCGAGCGGUAACGUUUUGUUUGCCGCCUUGGCCGAUGGCUCGCUCUUACUUUUGGAAACGGUCCAAACGUCGACAGGCGUGCGGCUCGUGGCACGCUCACAAAGACGGUUCAAAGCUCCGCCGGCGUCGCUUUUCGCCGUGUCCCCAGCGCGCGUUCUCGUUUACUGUACUGGCCGACGCAGGGUCAGUCUUUUGGAGCGGGACUUAGCGGCAGAGGCUGCAUACGAGGAGAAAGAAAAGCGCACGGCCGUGCGCAUAAGCGAAGCUGGGGGGCUGGAUUUGUCAAAUCCCACCGGUAACGCGGAUAUACAGAUGAGCGGUUGUCAGUUGAAGGAGUUGGAAGGUCUGCCCCUGCUAGAGAUGAGGGACAUCGAUUAUGCUAUGCCAAAUGCUGCAAUUGGUUUCUGUAAGCUUCUUCGAAAGUUAGGGGCGUCGAAGACUGAAACAGGGGAGGUAAAUGUCGUGUUGCAGCAGGAUCUGUUUGCAGUGUUGGCGGACGGGACCGUCGAGACGUUGCCCAGUGCAAUGUUCUGAUGCCUUGAAGCAUUUUUGGGCCAGAAAGUGGAGUUUAAGAAGCAUAUCAGAGCCAGUAGUGGACGUGACCGUUAGGCACAGUGCGCUUAAUGCUAUUUAUGACAAGAAUCUUUGAGACGAAGACUACAGAGUUAUCAGCCUGCAUGAUUAAGUAUCGAAGUCACGUGCAAAGUACGCAAAGUAGGCCUCU